Molecule: messenger RNA, 737 nt
Organism: Soboliphyme baturini
Lineage: Eukaryota; Metazoa; Nematoda; Enoplea; Dioctophymatida; Soboliphymatidae
Source: the annotation of a GenBank genome assembly
AUGGGCCUGUUCAGAAACGGAACCAAUGAUUGGACAAACGUGGCUCAGUGUGCCAUUCAGCAAACGGCCAAUGAUUUUCCUUCUUUAAUGAUCCUCCACAAGCCAAUCUUCAUUGGUGCCAUGUACAAAUGGGUAUCCGACAAGCAGCGGUCAGAGUCGAAGCGUUUUAACGUGUGCGACGCGGUGUACACUCGGCGGGGGAGUCAUCAGACCAUUGUCGCCGGCCGGCCGGCCGAAGUACUACAGGGUUUUCACAAUUGCGUAUGUCGCAUUUGUUUUAUGCCGUUAUGCGAUCAGCAUUGCGACGACCUGUCUGCCGACUCUGCGCCAUCGAUGAAGCCGACACGAACCUCAAGUGUCCUCCGAAUUGCUUCAGUUCAGUUCAUUCUUCUUUCUGGCGUCAGCGGUAGUCUCUUGGCUCACACCAUCGGCUACCUUCGACGACUGCCGUCGAAUAACGCCGAUAACAAAAUGCGGGACCCUGCCGAGAAGGUUACUCAGCGUUUUUCACUUGACCGGGUGGUCUCAAUGGCUGCGAUUCCAAAGAAGAUCGUGCAUGUCAUUGACUCCAUUUGCCCUGCUGCAGAGGACAUCGCCCGCACGACGUCUUGCCCGCUGUACGCGCUGUUGGUCGUCGUCCUGUUCACGCUGUUAUUUACCACCCAUGUGAAUCACGGUGAGUGUUCAUGGUUACAGACAUUCGGUCGUCUCAUUCUUAGUGAACCUCGUGCGUAAUC